Liolophura sinensis is the source of this 1981-nucleotide messenger RNA. RefSeq lists its product as uncharacterized. The coding region runs from base 444 to 1697 and encodes 417 amino acids. Lineage: Eukaryota; Metazoa; Mollusca; Polyplacophora; Chitonida; Chitonidae. The record is from RefSeq and is a predicted model, not a curated record. The transcript has 3 exons.
UAAUGUUGUUGCUUAAAUGUUUUUCAUUCGAUGCUUUUAUUUCUUCUUUAUGAACUAAUGUCUUCCGCAAAGGGGCCCUACAGAGAUAUGUCAGGCGUUACGUCAGUGUUACAUUGAUAUGCACAUCUACUUAGGCUCAUACAAAGUAUAUAGGGCAGCCGGUAGCCUCAUACGUACGGACGUAUGGGCUGUCAGGAUUUACAGCAUAAUACAUUACUUUCCUGCAAUGCUAUUCAGAACGUCUACAGAGGUAAAAACCAGGAACACCCGUGUCGAUCGAAGCGCGGUAUACAAUAAGAGGGUGUAUCCUUCAGUUCACACCCAGCCUCGUGGGAGACCUUAGCAUAGACAUAGACAAGGGUACGGCGCUGUCCUCCACAUGCCUUACACCAUGCCAUUGCAUCACCAUCCGUGCGAUAAGCAUCUCCCUGAACACAUAAACAAUGUCAUCCAAAAUGCCGAGUCAGGAAUGCUGUUUUGACUGUCAAUUUAUCCAACAGUCAACUACAGCUGAGGAACCCCUAAAACACAGCUAUGGCCACAUCAUAGUGGAAUCCCACCCGCACAUUGUUAACGGGGAAUGUAAUAGUGAGAUGUCCUUCCGCUUAAAUGAGUAUAAAAAAGGUAAUGGUUUUCCCCGACCAGAUUUGACAACUGGAGCAUCGGAACAUUUCGAUAGUGGCAUCGGUUUAGGUAGUAAGCCGGGUUCACCGACUGACGAAGAAGUAAGUCGCUGGGAACAGCAGAAAAUGCAGACUCCAACAUCUACGAAAGAUGUAUGCCCUAAAAGCAAUGAACAAGCAAACGGCAAGCCAAAAGUCAAACCCCCAGUCAAGCCAAAAAACAAAUCCAGACCGCUUCUGUCUUCAGGGGCUCCAAAGAGCUCUCGUCAUGACAAACCAGGGACUGAUACACCUGGACGAAACCUUGACCAUGAAGAACCUCCAAUCCAAGCGGGACUUACAUUUGACGAACUGGUCCAAAAAGACAUUAAGAAUUUCAUGUCACGAAUAAAAAGUGGCUGGACCUUUAGCAACCCAAGAUUUGUCGGGCAAGAGAUAGGGGCUGAGGGCGGACAUUUGGAGAUAAAGAGCGGUAAUGGUAACUACUCGGUUCAUCUAAUACUUCCAGAGGGCGCUGUUAAUCAGGCUCAGCCGAUAUAUAUGGCCGUGAACUGGAACACACGUGGCAUUUCCCCAAGGGUCAAGCUAGGGCCUCCAGGUAGAAAGUUUAACAAGUGUGUCUAUCUCAAAAUUCCCAUAUAUUCGGACAAAGACAAGGAUCUAGCGGUGAUCCGCCGCGAAGACGAGAACUCUGAGUGGAUGACGAAUCCGGGAACAGCCAAGUGUUUGCAUCUUGGGGAUGACGCCAUGAUUGAAACCUCCUCGUUCUCGGAUUACGAGCUGAAACCACAGGGGCAGUUUUGUUUCCGCUGGUUACACGUCUUCGUUCAGCAGGGCACGGAUGGUGAUGGCGUGUCGGUCAGAGUCUACCUGACUAAAGACCAGGACAACGAAGCCCUCACAAAACGUGAGAAAGGCUUGAAUGGUGUGAUGAGGAGAAAAACUAACAUUCCCCUGGACAAUCAACCACUUCGGUUGGAACUGAGGUGCGAUCGCGGAUUGAAGACGUUAGACUUCACCAACUACAGGGUAAGUGUUUCCGUUCAUGGGACAAAAAUAAUGAUCGGAACUUAAUAUAAUUUUUUAAAUACGGUAUUCAAUACUUUUUCAGCUUUUCUUUCAGGGGAAAAAAAAGCAUUGGAAAAAUGAUGUAUAUUGUGGGUAUCUUGGACCAUCUCUUGUUAUACAAGAAGUAACAAAUUUAUCCAUAAAUAUGCUUUCAUGAGAAUGUAAUGCAUGUCUAAUGAAUCAUGUUUUUGUCCGCUAGCUAAAUAGAUCGAUUCGUAAAGUGAAAUACUAAAUAUUUAGAAACUUUCAUGUAAGUUUUUUUUUCUUUUCAAAGUAUGCCAUACAGAAGA